GGUAAUCCUCCAGAAUCACGAUCGUAGUUUAAUUUUUGCUAAAUUACUCUCCAGUUGUCUGGGUACACAUAUUCCCUCACAAAACACACAGACACCUUUGUUUAUACAAUGUUCUUCCUUUUUUGUAUCUACCGUUCCCUCGGGUGUGCAUUUUUAAAAGUAUUCUACGUACAUUCUAACCGAAAUCUCGACGCGUCCUCCCUCUCCCGGCAAAAAGUUCAAAUAAGUUGCAAGGACCCUCGGCAGAUGUUCUCAUCUAGGUAGAAAUUGUUGAAACGUAACAGAGGUAGCAUUUCGUUAGGAAUAGCAGUGGUGUUUCUGGAGGAAAUUGCUGGCAUUCUACUGUAAAUAUUUGAACUCCUGCCGUUUAUUUAUCUUUGGAUAAAAGAAGUAAUCCGCCGUAAUGCAUCGCCAAUGCUCGUGGGGCACGAUUCCCGCGAAAAUGGAAUUUAGAGAAUUUCAUAAAUGUACAAAACAAUUUCAUAAUACAGCCGUCACUGGCCGGUGUUGUGCACAUGCACGAGUAGCCCGAGAGUGUACUCGGUGGUGUUUUCACGGAAAUGGAUCAAGCGUUCCAAUGAAUUUUCACGAGGCGAGGGUUAGCGGAUUAACGCUUUCUGCGCUCGGAGUUGCGCAGAGGAUGUCUGACGCAAAACUGGGUUGUACUACUUCGCUCGGGUCUGGCUGCAGCCGCAAGACUGGCUAAGGUGCAACUUGCAUAAUACAUGGAUGAACAGAAGCGGGCUUGUAACCUGGCUAACAGCGGAAGUUUCUCUUGUUAAAAGAAUGAUAAACUUUCCUGAUACAAAAGAGUAUGAUUUUGUUCUCACCCUCCAGGAGAUAAAUUAAUUUGUUGAGGUUAGAUGAUUCCUUUUACCCAUUCUUGACGGUCAAAUGAUUUUCAUUAUACUUUAUCAUUUAUAGAUCUGAAAUAAUGAUGCAAGGAUUUAAAAAGAAACGGACGUUACAUUGAACAUAAUGGGGUCCUUUGAUUUUACUGUUUUGAAUUUUAAGACUCAAAUUUAAAAGAGUGAUUUUAUGAGAGAUGCAGCAGCAGAGCCAUCUACAGAGCAAUCUCGAAAACAGAUACAAAUGAUGCAUUGGAAGCAUCAAAUAAGGUAGAUUCGCAAGAACCGUGAUACCUUCUCCUAAGGGAAUCGGUAAAUGAAAGCGGCCGAUGGAAUCUCCUGUCGAAUGACGUUUGCAAUUAAUCGGGUUACUAGGGUCGUUGAGCCCACCCGCUGCCCUUAAUUCAAACCUUCUAUUGGAUCAUUGGAAUCUGUUUGCUGCGUCUGAUUUGUUCGAUAAUUAAAUCUAGUGCCACUGCGAAAUGAAUGUUUUCCAAAAUAAUUCUCCUCGGUUAUUCGUUGUAACGAAUAACCGAAACAACUUUCAUUUUCAUUAUAUUUAUAUGAAAUUUGAUAUGUCUGUACUUAUGAGUUUACAGUAUUUACAUAUUUAUAAGUUGAUAUACUGUGAUUAUUUAUAAAUUUGUAAACUGUAGAAGUAUGUUUAAGUUCUUACUACAUGUGCCUUUGAAGAAUUCUAAAUGAAAGAAGGCCAUAUAGCGAGACUCUGUGAAACUUCAAACAACUAUGUGAAGAGUAGAAGGAACCUUGAAAGAGUAUUUUCUGAAGUUUGUACGUCUAAGAAAAGUUUCAAGAAUGAAUUCUGCUCCGUAGGAAUACGUGAAUCGAUACCAUGGACAGAAGAUGGGAUCCCUGGAGCCGCACGUGUUCGCCCUGGCGGAAGCGGCAUACAGGUCCCUCCAGGACACCGAAAGCAAUCAGUCUUGCGUUAUAUCAGGAGAAAGUGGUGCGGGCAAGACCGAAACCACCAAGUUCAUCCUGCAGUACCUUUGCUCGGUGACCAGCAACGUCGACACGUGGGUUGAACAACAAAUUCUGGAGGCGAACACCAUUCUCGAAGCUUUCGGUAACGCGAAGACGGUGAGAAACGACAACAGUUCCCGGUUCGGCAAGUUCAUGCAGGUGUGCUUCGACAGCAAGUGGAUGAUCAAAGGGUGCAUCAUUCAGGACUACUUGCUGGAACAGAGCCGUAUCACCUUCCAAAGUGCAGGGGAGAGAAACUACCACGUGUUCUAUCAGCUGGUCGAGGCCGGCACGAGGGACAAAGAAUUCGCCGAGCAGUAUAAAUUGAAGCCAGCCAGUCACUACAAGUAUCUCAAUCAGUCUGGAUGCGUCAAGAUCGAUGGGAUCUCUAAUUCCAAGAAGUUGGACGCUCUUAGGCUUGCGUUUAACGUGCUUCAAGUUGCGCCAGAAAUGUGCGAGGGUAUUUUCAGAGUGCUGUCUGCUAUUCUUUGGCUGGGCAAUUUAAACUUCGAAGACGUGGAUGGCGAGAGAUGCGAGCUAAGUAAAGAGGACCUUGACAUCGUCGGUACAGUGGCUCCUUUGCUCGGCCUGCAGGUCGAAGAUCUGACGAAAGUGGUGUUGAUACGACAGAUAAACGUUCGCGGUAACAUCACGGAGAUACCUUUGAAGGUACAGGAAGCCAGAGAAAAUAGGCACGCGAUGGCAAAAGCACUGUACUCGAGAACGUUCGCCUGGUUAAUCAACCACAUAAACAACUGCACGAAUCCUGGCCAGGACAGCUCGAGGUUCCUCGGUGUGCUCGAUAUAUUUGGCUUCGAGAACUUUGCGGUGAACAGCUUCGAGCAACUGUGUAUCAAUUACACGAAUGAGAAGCUGCACAAGUUUUUCAAUCACUACGUAUUCGCUUUGGAACAGGAGCUUUACCGACAGGAAGAGAUCCAAUACUCCCAUAUCACCUUCACGGACAACACCAUGUGCCUGGAACUAAUCGAGAAACCUCCACGAUGUGUUCUUAAAUUACUGACCGAGCAGUGCCAUAUGCCGAAAGGCUCCGACCUAGCUUACCUGACCAAUUUGCACGCGGAAUUCGAGAACCACCCGUGCUACGUGAAGGGUGACGAUCGCCGUAAAUGGGAGAAGGAAUUCGGAGUCAAGCAUUACGCUGGCUGUGUCACUUACACCGUCGAGGGUUUCGUGGACAAAAAUCGUGAUGUCCAGCAAGACGUGUUCUUCGAUUUUAUGUCUAGAAGUACGAACGAGUUCGUGCAGGAGAUCACGGUUUAUCAAGAUCUUUUGGGUUGCACGGUGGCUCGUGCGAGCGGAAAUGCGACGACGAUGUCGCGCGGAACAUCCAAAGGCAAGCCGACACUCUGUGAUUCCUUCAGACACCAACUGCAAGCUUUGGUAGACGUUCUCCAAGCCACAACCCCUUGGUACGCGAGGUGUAUCAAGCCCAACAUGCAGAAGGUGGCGAAUCAUUACGACGAGAAGUUGGUUCUUGAUCAGUUGAAGUAUCUGGGCAUGUUGGACAUCAUUCGAAUAAGAAAGGAAGGCUUUCCUAUACACAUGUCCUUCCACGACUUUAUUGCGAGAUAUCGGUGCUUGGAUAAGGCGCGUUUGUCUUGCGUUGCCGAUGAGAAAGAAGCUGUCAGGAGCUUGAUUGGUAGUCAAGGAAUACCCGAGACUGAGUGGCAGAUCGGAAAGACUAAAGUUUUUCUGAGAAGCUACGUGCACGAGCCCCUCGAAGACUCGAGAAAUCAGAUGGUCACCAGUAAUGCUAUAAUGAUUCAGAAGAUAUGGAGAGGCUACGUUGAUCGAAAAGAGUACAAACGCAUAAGAGACGCUGCACUGAAAGUACAACAUGCUUAUCGAGGCUGGAAGCUGAGGAUAAUGUUUAUUAGAAAACGAAGAGCAGCCAUUGUCAUUCAGAGCCAUCUACGCGGCGUGUUUGCGAGAGAAGUUGCAGCGGCACUCAGAGAGAUGAGGCGUGUAGAUGAAGAAAUGAGAAAGAGAGAGAGGCUGGAGGAAGAAAGGAGGCUGAUGGAGGACAAGAGAGCUCUGGAGGAAAGUCAAAGCGCACAGUACAAUGGUAUUGUCGGAAUGGAAGCCGGGAAGGCACAAGAAGAAAUCGCCGCGUUGUCGCAAAUGGCUGAGCAGAUGAACUCGAAGAUGGCUGCUUCAGAUUUACAAUCCGUAGAUCUGGAUAAUCUAUUCUCAUUUCUCUCAGACGUGCAAUCGACAAAGGGUAAUCAAAUCAUCGAGGAAAUUGGUGAACAAAUGGACGAACUGGUAGAAGACCUCGAUGUAGAACUGGAGACUGUGAUUCAACAAGAAAUGGAGAUGAACGCAAAAUCAGAAUCCAAAGCUAACACUCCAAAUGGGCAAGAAGCUACUUCGCCUUCGCAACAACAGCCACAGCAAAGGAUACCCUGCACCAAUUCUGGCAAACUUGGCCAGCCGAGUCUUCCAGAACCUACGGAACCUCCGCCACCCCCGCCACCAGUGCCAUCUUUAGCGUUAAACGGAGAUUCUUCCACCGACAACGGAGAACCAAUUUACGAGUCUGUUUUACCACGCGACGAGAACAGUCCCAGCAGUCCAAUUGUCGUAAACGGAAAUUCUGUGCCACUAGUCAACGGUGAAUCUUGCGGAUCUCCUCCUCCAGUACCGAGCAGCAAAGUUAUCAAAGAACCGAUCGCUGGUAGUCCUCCUUCUAGGCCAGAAUCUCGGAAUUCCAAUAGUCAUCAUUUGCACAAUCAUCAACCGGUGCCUCAGCAGCAACAGAAUGGCCAUGAUCAACAGCAGCAGCAGCAACAACAGUCGCAGCAAUCUCAACAACCCCCGGUCGAACGGGAACAAAGACGUAAAUGUAGGGUGGAACGUAAACUUCAAGAACUUGAAGACAAGAAGGAGCCUGAUAACGAAGUUACCUACCAUGACAUCGUGGAAUUUGCACAGAACUAUUUCAACAGUCACGAAAGGUCUCCCGAGGGAACUAUAAUGGCUACGCUUACCAGAAAAUCGCGUGGCAAGAGCGUGGAAUAUAUCCCGAAAUACGAGAUGGUUACAUACUACAAAGGAUCCACUAUACCGAACUCUCACAUUCACAUGUACGACCCUGAUAAUGUCAAUGUGGCUUGUUCAGUGUUUAGGGAUCUGUGUAAGUACAUUAGGGGAGAAAUGAAAUUGGACCAAGAGAUCGCAACGAUUCAGAGCAUAAUCGGUUACGGUAUCGAGCGAGAAGAACUGAGAGACGAAAUUUUCGUUCAGUGCAUGCGUCAAGCGACUAAUAAUCCCAACGCUGAAUGGGCAGAACGCGUCUGGCUGUUGCUUUGUCUGGCUAUCGUUGCUUUCCAACCGAGCAAACUAUUGUACAAGUACUUUGUAUCUUUUCUGCGAAAGAAUUUGGCUCUGGAAGGAAAAUUAAGGCAAUACGUUCAGUGGUGUGUAGACAAUUGUAAGAAUACGAAAGUCUCGUGCAGACAACACCCGCCGUCAACGGUAGAAAUCGCUGCUAUGAGACGGUUGGGUACCAUAGUGUGUCGAUUCUUCUUCCUGGAUGGAAGAACGAAGGCAAUCGACGUGCACCCGACUGAUACUGCGGCUGAUGCAGUUGCUAAAUUAGGUGAAAAAUUGGGUCUCCGUUCCUUGGAGGGUUGGGCAAUUUACCAAAGUAGGCCAGAUGGUGAAGAACAUGUGCGGGCUCAUGAUUACCUGUACGAUGUUAUAGCUGCUUGGGAAAUGAAACAAUGUAAGUUGAAUACGGCACAGUCAACCUUCUCAACGUUGAGACGUGGAAAUAAUGCUACUUUAGGAAGCGGUGAUAAUCGAUUCGUAUUUAAACGAAGGUUAUUCAGAAACACUAGAGAAAUAUCUCAAGAUCCUGUGGAAGUGAAUAUGCUGUAUGCUCAAGCUGUGUAUAAUGUCGUUAAGUGCGAUGACUUCCCAGUAUCUGAAAAGGUUGCGCUCCAGUUGGCAGGCUUGCAAGCCCAGGUGGCCCUGGGCGAUCCAAAAGACAACGAUAGACUUGAUUAUUACAGCGAAGUGGACAGUUUUUUGCCUUAUCGAAUAAGCCGUGCUCGCGGCGACGACGUUUGGGUGCCAAUAAUAGCCCAGGCUCACAGACAGUAUGGCGCCGGUCGCAAAGAACUAGCUGCCAAGGUGUUGUAUUUAUCUUGCGUUAUGCAAUACCCACUCUACGGUACCACGAUGUUCAAUGUCACUUAUCGAGGCUAUUGGUCCUACGGUAAUCAACUAAUCUUGGGUAUCAAUUGCGAUGGAUUGAUGUUGAUUAAACCGGACGAUAAGUUCGUCUUAUCAGAGUAUCGUUACCAAGACGUGGAGAGCAUUAUGCUGGAUCCAAGUGAUUCCUUUAUCACGCUGUCUCUUCUUCGACACAAUCCUGACAGCUCACACAAGUGCUUCGUGUUCGAGACGACGCAGAAGAACGAGAUAGGUAGUCUGAUCGUGAGCUACUGUCCAGCGUUGGCUGGUUGGAUCACGGAGAACGAGGUUCCUACUAAAAAGCUCAAAUGUAUCACAAACGAAGAUCGCAUUAGGCUCUAUCAUAACCUAGUUAAUUGUCGAAGAACGCUCGUCGACGCGGAAAUACUGAGGAAGCCACAAGACUCCGGCGGUGGUUUCCUCAGAAACACACUUAGGAGACUGUCGAAACACAGGAUAGAGAAACUGAGACAGGAACACGGUAGCGCCACGGAUCACGGCGAAACUUACAAGGGAUUCCCCUACGCGUAUUGGGCCUUCAGCAGACAGGCGAUACCUCAAAGUCUGUCGAAACUGCCUGACCCAGACGAGCAGAUAGCCCUCAGCGUUUUCCAACUGAUUCUGACAUACGCUGGUCUGGGUCAAAACGGUGAUACGGUUCGCAGAGUCGAGGACGAACACGUGAACCUGAUACAAACCGUGAUGGAACGCUGUAUAAGAAAAGAGAAUUUGCUAGGCGAAUUAUACCUGCAGUUGAUCAAACAAACCACGGAUCAUCCUGAUCCGAACAGCCGUGUGAAUCUCAGGCAUUGGGCGUUACUUUCUUUGGCUUGUUCCGUAAUUCUACCGCCGCAGAAAGUUAUUCGUAAAUACUUGAUCGCGCAUCUGAAACGUUGCGCUAGCGAUUACGUGACCGAAGAGGGGAAGUAUGCCCGAUUCGCUGAAAAGUGCCUUUACAAAACACAGGGCACGAGAAGAAGACAAUGGCCACCGAGCAGAGAAGAGAUAAUGUGCACGAUUAAUCGCAGGCCUAUUUACGCGAGAUUCCAUUUCAUGGACGGACAGUAUCACGCCGUUGAGUUCCAUCCAUCGGCUACAGCUAGGGAUGUCAUGGAAAUUAUUAAAGUUAAAAUCGGUCUCGAAGAAACUGCCAUGGGUUAUGCUAUCUACGAAGUAUUAGGACCAACGGAACGAGCUCUGAUACCAGAAGAGAAAAUCGCUGACGUAAUGUCGAAAUGGGAGCGUUACAGGACAGCUAACGCACAACAAAACCAAUCGCAAAGAAAGCACGCACAUCACUUUUUCUUAUUUAAGAAACAUUUGUUCCUCGAUCAGUACAUGAAUCUCGAAGACCCAGUUGAGAAAGAGUUACUGUAUCAUCAAGUAUUGCACGAUUUACGUGCUGAUCGUUUUCCGAUCACCGAAAAAGAAGCUAUGAUGCUGACGGCAUUGCAAGCUCAGUUAGAACUCGGUGAUUGCCAAGACACAGUGACGGACCACGAUUACCGCACUAUAUCGAAUCACUGCCUACCUACAAGACUGGUCCCGAAUUUAUGUAUAGAAGGUGUUCUCCAACACCAUCAGUCUGUACGAGGAAUGACACCGCCAGAAGCGAAGAAGGCUUUCUUGAAUUUAAUUCAAUCGUGGCCACUGCAUAGAGCCACGAUAUUCGACGUGAUGCAGUCGUUCACCUCGAACUGGCCACGCGUUCUGUGGCUGGCCGUCGAUCAGCAAGGUCUUCAUCUUCUGGAGCAUCGUUCCAGAAACACUCUCUGUACCUAUGAAUAUAGCAGUAUUCUCAGUUAUAGUCCAGCUGUUAGUUGUUUGAUGAUUAUCACUGGUACUGAUAAGAAGCAGAGUAAAGUCAUUCUUACAACAUCUCAGGCACACCAAAUAGCGAAUUUAAUUCGCGAGUACAUGGAUGUUCUUCAGUCACCACCAGAAGUACCAAAGAGAGACUCCGCGAUAGCUCAACAAAUAGCGCAACAACAGAUUCAACCGCCCACGAAUCUCCAAACAGCUGCCGGUGGUCGUAAAUCUCGACCUGCUUCGGUGUUACACAGAGGUGCUCCAGUGAUACAAUCGCAAGCUAGUUAAAAGAUUAGGUAACUUAUUAGGUAUAUUUCUCCCCAACCUGAUACGUGAUUUCUUCUUGUAUGUAACUUCCUUCUCCCCUGCAUUAAACGUACACUUGCCUUUGUCUUAAAUAUACCUUAACUUUUUGUAUUUUUAUAAUAUUUAUUUACUCGUUUAAUAGUAGCGAAAUAAGUUGUAUGUUUCAUACUUGAUACGGUGUUAGUCGUCUAGUUAGCGUUUUUUUAAAUCGUUCAGUAUCAGGUUGCGGUGAAAAAAUGUAUCCAGUUAUUAAUGCUUUAGCGGCAGGGCCUAUCAGCGACAACCGUCGCGAGGCAUUAGCCUAAUUUCUUUCUUCCAGUAUUUAUUCGAUUAGCUUAGGGCUCGAGAGACGUCGAAAGAAAUAGCUACCGCCGCGGAGAGAAAGUGUAUAUUAUCGUACGGACCGACAAAUAACUGCCAUUACAAUUUUAAUGCUGGAAAGUUGUGGAAAACUUCGAUUUCCAUUUUGUCCGUCAUUGUUGUUGCCUUUUUUACGAGCGAUCAUCAGUGUGUUUUAUACAAUUUUUGCAGGAUAUACAAUAGUAAUUGUAACACGCAAUAAUCGUUGAAUCAUUCAGUGAAUAUCGUUAUAGUACGCUCGCUUGCAAUUUAAUCGUCUCUUAGUUCAAGCUUUCAAUUUUACAAUACAAUUUUUAAUAUUUACAAUUUUUAAAAGCUUCAAAUCUUUAAACUCUGAAAUU
This is a messenger RNA of Megachile rotundata (alfalfa leafcutting bee), 8872 nucleotides long. It is a transcript of the gene Myo81F, whose product is annotated as unconventional myosin 81F. Gene Ontology annotation, biological process: signal transduction. Lineage: Eukaryota; Metazoa; Arthropoda; Insecta; Hymenoptera; Megachilidae. Gene Ontology annotation, molecular function: ATP binding; cytoskeletal motor activity; protein binding. The record is from RefSeq and is a predicted model, not a curated record. Gene Ontology annotation, cellular component: myosin complex; cytoskeleton.